Messenger RNA from Paramecium tetraurelia, 312 nucleotides. RefSeq lists its product as uncharacterized. The transcript has a single exon. NCBI's taxonomy places the organism in Eukaryota, Ciliophora, Oligohymenophorea, Peniculida, Parameciidae. The record is from RefSeq and is a predicted model, not a curated record.
AUGGCCCAAAUCAAAGAGACUUAUGCCUCCUUAAAUGAUGCCAAACUCCAAAAGUAGCAAAUAUCACUAUCUCAAAAAAAGACACAAAAAAUUGACAAAGCCAAUCAAAAACUGAAACGAAUUUCCAGGCAUACCAGAAAACCAAUCACACGAGAGUAGAAAGUUAAGGUAGAAUCCCAGGAAUUAUAAGAGAAUGUAGAAAAACUCAAAUCCAAGUUUAACCAAAUAUUUAAGAAAUUUAUUGAAAAUGUAAAGGAAGAAAUUCUAAAGACUGAAUAGGAGCUAUUGAAAAUAUCGCAUCAAAAUAUCUGA